UCUACAAAACCCUAAAACCAUCAACGAAAUGGCAGACCUCAGAAGAUGAGGAAACGCUCCUUCCGGAGGAAAUCCUCCGGGACGAGGGACGACGACGACGACGAUUUGACGAUCUUCCCCGAAGAACUGUUGAUCGAGAUCCUGAAGAGACUCCCCGUCAAGUCCCUCUGCCGUUUCAUUUGCGUCUGCACUCGCUGGCGCUCCCUCAUAUCCGACCCUCGCUUCGUCGACACCCAUUUGGCUCACUCCGCGACUCGCCCGAAGCUCCUCGUCAGUUUCCCCGACCCACAUGCCGACCACCACCGAGGUGGCCUGCGGCUCUUCUCCGCCGACCAAUCUGAGCCUCGGAACGGUCAGCCCCAGAUCGCUAGACCUCACUUCUUGCUCCGCGCCUGGACUGGCCCUUACGUUUCGCAGUCUCACGACGGCCUGAUCUGCCUAGAAGUCGACGGUCUUGUCAACAUCUGCAAUCCCAGCACUGGGAAGCAUGCGGCUUUCGGAUUGCCCGGAACAAGGGCGCGUUCUGCUCCUUGGUCGUAUUUUGAACAGACGCACUCUUUCGGGUACGAUCCUGUCGAGAGGAAGCACAAGGUUUUGAGCACGCGGGUGAUUAGCAAGGGAAGGCUCGAUCGCACGGACAUCCUGGAGCCGCGGGUGCUCACCUUGGGGACGAAGAGGUGGAGGCGGGUCGAGGGCUGUGCGCCCCAUUAUAAGAAGGAUCACGAGUUCUGCUUCGGUGGGGUGGUCUAUUACACCGCUUGGAGUAGCUCGCGUGACUGCAGCGGGGACAUGUACCUGGUGGCGUUCGACGUUAGGACGGAGAGCUUUCGCAUGAUCACGGUUCCCGCCAGAGCCCGCGAAUUCAGACACAAAGGGCUCCUCAUCGAAUUCGAGGGGUGCCUAGCGAUAGUGGAUUGCUACACUGCUCUGUCUUGUGCCGAGUUUUAUAUGUGGAUCCUGGAGGACUUCGACCGGGAGAUCUGGAAGAAGAGAGUUUUCGUCUUGCCCGCGUGUUGGAAGGAGAUUGUUGGGGACCGUCGAGUUUUUCCGGCGGGUAUGGUACGUUCCGGCAAACUACUGUUCGCACCUCAAACCUUAUCGAGGCCUGUGUGCGUGUUUUACUACAAUCUGAAGACCAACGGCUUUAGGCGGAGUGAAAUUUGCGGGUUGCCUGAGCAUGAUUUGUCUCUGUCUCCUGGAUAUUGUCUUUUGACUUUUUCUGAUUAUGUGGAGAGUUUACUGCCGCCGGGAGGUCUUUCGAGUAGAAACUAGCCAGCCGACUAUACUAUUUCUUAUGGCCUGAAGUUCAAAUGGUUGAUGGAUUGGUUCUGGAGUCUGCGCUCAAACUGUGUAAUGGCAAAUUGUUUUGGAGUUGGAAGAUGAACUGUUUUAAGAA
Molecule: messenger RNA, 1396 nt
Organism: Syzygium oleosum
Lineage: Eukaryota; Viridiplantae; Streptophyta; Magnoliopsida; Myrtales; Myrtaceae
Product: F-box protein DOR-like
Exons: 1
Coding region: 46-1272 (408 amino acids)
Molecular function (GO): protein binding
Source: RefSeq, a predicted model, not a curated record